Molecule: messenger RNA, 2410 nt
Organism: Rhinichthys klamathensis goyatoka
Lineage: Eukaryota; Metazoa; Chordata; Actinopteri; Cypriniformes; Leuciscidae
Gene: tfr1a
Product: transferrin receptor 1a
Exons: 18
Coding region: 101-2410 (769 amino acids)
Biological process (GO): transferrin transport; intracellular iron ion homeostasis
Cellular component (GO): external side of plasma membrane
Molecular function (GO): transferrin receptor activity
Source: RefSeq, a predicted model, not a curated record
UGUGUGUCGCUCGCUCGCUCGCUCACGGUGGUGGUGGUGGUCGUGACUUUACCUUCAGUAAGACAGGAGCUCGAGAGAUUUGCAGUUAUUUGAGGCCACGAUGGAUCAAGCCAGGACAACAAUUUCAAAAAUCUUCAAUGGGGAGCCGCGCUCCUAUACUCGCUUUAACCUGACCCAGAACAUGGAGGGGGACAACAGCCAUGUGGAGAUGAAGCUCUCAUCUGACAUGGAUGAUGAAGUGGAGGCUAACGGUGUUGGGGAAAGCAUAAACCAACAUAAUCGUCCAUAUUACCCAAGCAAGCUGAACCAGCGCUCUCCCAAAACCGUCUGUGGAAUUGUCAUUGCCAUUCUGUUCCUCUUCAUUAUUGGAUACCUCAUUGGUUACCUGUCUAAUAGAAGCACAGACAAAAAUGAAAUCAAGUCAAAUUGUCCGGUUUUAAGUGAGACUACCCCAGAGAGAGAAGAACCAGUUUAUUCGUUGGACUGGAGUGAUCUCAGGGCAUUGCUGAAAAAGAAACUGACAACCGGCAACAUCGAGAGCAACCUCAAGGAAUUCUCCAGUGUCAGUCACCAGGCGGGAAGCUCAGGCGAUGAGGCGCUUGCUAAUAAAGUCAUGGGGAAAUUCCGAACAUUUGGAAUGACCCCCUGGACCGACGAGCACUUUGUGAAAGUCCAAGAUCGUGGUACCUCAAAUAAAGUGCUGUUUCGUGGUGACGCUGUGGGAACAACCGAGGGAUAUUUGGCAUACAGUGCAGUUGCUACAGUGGAGGGAGCCGCUCUGUAUGCCCAUUAUGGACGAGCAGAGGACUUCAGACGCCUUCGAGAGCUGAAUGUUGAUGUGAAUGGAAAGGUUGUCUUGAUCAGAGCUGGACUAUUAAGUUUCGCUGAAAAGGUGGCUAAUGCUGCUAGCUUGAAUGCUAGUGCAGUGCUAAUUUACCCAGAUCCUGCUAACUACGAAAUUAAUGACAACACUGCUCUAUUUGGCCAUGUCCAUCUUGGCACUGGUGAUCCCUACACUCCAGGAUUCCCUUCCUUCAAUCAUACCCAGUUUCCCCCGGCUGAGUCUUCUGGCUUGCCCCUCAUUCCGGCCCAAACUAUCACCAUAAAGCAGGCUACUGAGAUCAUGAGUAAGUUAGGCGGUCGGACUUUACCUGAUGGAUGGAGUGAUGGGAUGCUCUGGGAUACCAGGCUUGGUGAUGAAGGUGACAAUAUUACCGUGGAAGUGAACAAUGUCCUUGUUCAGAAGAAAAUCCACAACGUGUUUGGAGUCAUUAAAGGUUACUUGGACCCAGAUCGUUAUAUGGUGAUCGGAGCUCAGCGAGAUGCAUGGGGCCCUGGAUUUGCCAGAAGCACAGUCGGCACUAGUUUACUGGUGGAGUUGGCCAGAACUAUCACAGACAUGAUCAAGAAUGAUGGAUUCAAGCCAAAGAGGAGCAUAGUGUUUGGCAGCUGGAGUGCUGGUGAAUUUGGUGUCGGGGCCACUGAGUGGUUGGAGGGCUACCUGACCUCCUUGAAUUUGAAAACGUUUUCUUACAUCAGCCUUGAUGAAGUUAUUUCAGGUUCUGGCUCUUUCAAAGCAUCUGCCAGUCCACUGCUGUAUGACUUACUAGAGAGCACUAUGAAGCAGGUCUCCCAUACAGGUGAUGCAACCAAAUCCUUGCAUGAACAGUUUGCUGGAUCCAACUGGGAGAAGUCUGUAAUGGAGCCUAUGGGUUUGUCUCACUCUGCUUAUCCAUUCCAGAGCUUCUCGGGCAUCCCGUCACUUUCCUUUCGAUUUACUUUGAGUUCAAAGACAGAGUACCCGUUUGGCACUUUUGAGGAUACCCAACAAAGUCUGGACCGGUACACUUCCUCUUCCACUCUGAAACUGGCCAAGACAGCAGGUGAGGUGGCUGGACUGGUUACUCUUCGGCUGGUACACGACCACCUGCUCAAGCUGAACAUGGCAAAGUAUUCCAGCGUGAUCCGCAACUAUGUGUCCCAGAUCAGGGCUAAAGUUGAAUCACGCCAAAUGGUUCGCCGCCUUCCUUCCAAUUUGACGAUGCAAUGGCUUCUGUCAGCUCAGGGGUCGUACGAUCGUGCCGCCAGCGCCCUUGUUUCUACCAUCCGCAACAGCGAUCUUGACGACAUGGAGCAGUGUCGCAUCAUCAACAAUCGCAUUAUGAGGGUGGAAGGCAGUCUCCUCUCUCCUUUCGUGUCUCCACGGGAGAGUCCGUUCCGGCACAUCGUCCUGGGCUCUGGCUCGCACACACUGGCCGCUCUGGUGGAUCACCUCGAAGCUAUUAGAGGAAAUCUCCAAUCUGCUGACGUUGACCAAUUCAGGAAUCAGUUUGCUCUCGCUACCUGGACCAUCCAGGGCUGCGCCAAUGCAUUGGCAGGGGAAGUUUGGGAUAUGGAUAAUGAAAUUUGA